Messenger RNA from Laetiporus sulphureus 93-53, 818 nucleotides. RefSeq lists its product as uncharacterized. The transcript has a single exon. NCBI's taxonomy places the organism in Eukaryota, Fungi, Basidiomycota, Agaricomycetes, Polyporales, Laetiporaceae. The record is from RefSeq and is a predicted model, not a curated record. Bases 166 to 708 code for a protein of 180 amino acids.
GCAGCUCGACCUGAUCCCAUUGGACAGGUCAUCCCUUCCAGUACCCGACCUCCGAGACGGCAGCCAGCGAGCAUUCUGUUCAUGGCUCGUCGUCGUCCUAAAUGAUGCAGGAUUCAAGACGAUUUGUCCGGCCUGCCCACUAACUACCAUGGGACGCGAUAGCUGAUGCCAUCCUACUCCACCAUGCAUCGGGUCCAACGCACGACGAGCUCAGACGUCUGCUCCUCAAGCAGUCGACGCCAAUGCCAGACCGUGCGGAGCCAGCCCGACGGAGCCGAAGCGAAGAUGACUCUGCGCAGAAGUCAACGCAGGAACGAUAGAUGCAGGACCCAGCGCACGCCUAGUCUCAGGAGCGUGCCGGCUGAGCGUGCUGGUCUGCCGCUCCCCACGCGUAUCUCCGCGUGCGCGAAGCUCAUGGCUGCGGCUGGCGCGACCGCUGAGAAUGAGCCCGCGGGAACGUCUCAAGCGGUCCUCUCGAAAACUUGCACGUUGCGAAGAGCACGCGAGGUGUCUGCACCAUGCAAGAUGAUGGCAGACCCUCGUAGACUCUCGACCUCGGCUAGUCGAGCGCUCCUUCGGGCAUUCUUUCAACACCCCCAUUGUUUCGCAUCUGAUCAGGUGUGCGACCGUCGUCGCGGAGAGAAGUGGUCGUGUGAGGGCUCAGGUAAUCUCCCGAAUUCAUUACGCCAUUCUAUUGUACAUCAUUAGAAAUGACUCACAGAAGCCUUCUCCAGUGACUUGCUUUGAUUGGACUCAUGCAUGAAAUGGAAGAUGCAGUCAUGAGCACAGGCUGCUGAUGAGGAUCAACGUGAGAUAGA